AACAAGAUCUAAAAAUUUUGCUUAAUAUUCGUUAUGUUUGUUAAAAUCUUAACAAUAAUUGCAACAUUUCAAUAUUUCAAUUGGUGGAAAGGUGGAAGCGCCACCAAUCAGAGAUAGUAAGACGAUCAAAGAUGGCGGGACAUUUUACAGAAUUUGGAAUCUUACCUGAAAUUCUUCAAGCCAUUGAGGAAAUGGGAUGGCAUUUACCAACUGAUGUUCAAGCUGAAGCAAUUCCUUUGAUUCUUGGUGGUGGAGAUGUUUUGAUGGCUGCAGAGACAGGAAGUGGAAAGACGGGGGCCUUCUGUUUGCCUGUGAUUCAGGUUGUGUAUGAAACUAUCCAGGAUGCUCUGUCUGGAAAAAAAUCUGGAAAAGUUUUAAUAGAAAACGAGGACAAAUCUUGGAAAAUGAGUGUUUAUGAUCGUGAUUCAGCAUUUGCAAUAAGUCAAGAUGGCUUACUUUGUCAAAGUAGAGACCAGGCAGUUUGGCAAGGGGGAAGGUCAUCUCUUGCUGUCAUCAAAGGAAAAUUUUAUUACGAGGUCACCAUAACGGACGAAGGCUUGUGUCGUGUUGGAUGGUCUACAAAGGACGCUACUUUAAACUUGGGAACAGAUAGAUAUGGAUUUGGCUUUGGCGGCACUGGAAAAUCCUCAUUCAAUAGAAAUUUCGACACGUACGGGGAGCCGUUUGGAUUGCAUGAUGUAAUUGGUUGUUAUAUCAAUCUGGAGGAUGGAACUGUGAAAUGGAGUAAAAAUGGUGUUGAUUUUGGGGAGGCAUAUGACAUUCCUGUACAGCUAGAUGGAAUUCCAUUUUAUGCUGCUGUGGUUUUAAAGAACGCAGAACUACAAUUUAAUUUUGGUGCAACACCUUUCAAAUUUCCACCCAAGGGCGGCUACAUUGGACUCUAUUCAGCAAGACCGCAAUGUGUGACGUCUUCUACUACGGGGACCAUUUCUCGUACACCGGGGAAGUUCACAAACAAGUGUUCACCAUCGGCAAUUAUUCUCGAGCCCUCUCGUGAAUUGGCACAACAGACCCACAAUAACAUAUCACAGUUUAAGAAGUAUCUGCCGUCGCCAAAUGUAAAAGAGGUUGUUUUAAUCGGUGGUGAAAGUGUGAAAAAUCAAAUCAGACUGCUGCAAGACGGGGUUGAUGUUGUCACAGGAACGCCAGGAAAAUUUGAUGAUUUUGUUUCAACUGGUAAAAUGUCCCUUGAUCAGGUUCGGUUUUUCAUUCUUGACGAGGCGGAUGGUUUACUAAGUAUGGGAAACCGCGAUCUUAUCAUGCGAAUUUACAACAAAAUACCAAAGUUUUCGUCCGAUGGGAAACGUUUGCAGAUGAUCGUGUGCUCCGCUACCUUACAUUCUUUUGAAGUCAAAAAGCUCGCGGAGAAAAUAAUGCAUUUUCCGACUUGGGUUGAUUUGAAAGGUCGCGAUAGUGUUCCUGAGACUGUGCAUCACGUGGUUUGUCAUGUCAACCCUAGAAAAGAUUAUACUUGGAAAGGCUUGAGGCAAAAAGUCAAGACCGACGGAAUUCACAGCAGAGAUAAAUUAAAUCCUUCUCACACAUCUCCAGAACUUUUCUCCGAGGCGACAAAGAUGCUUAAGGCCGAGUAUCUGGUGAAGGCGAUCAAAGAACAUAAAAUGGAUCAAGCCAUUAUAUUCUGCAGAACAAAAUUAGAUUGUGAUAACAUUGAAAACUAUCUAUUGACAAUCGGAGGAGGUGCACGUGCAAUGGUCAACGAGUUUUCGUGUGUCUGUCUUCAUAGUGACAGAUCUGUUCAAGAACGCCGAGAAAAUCUUAAAAAAUUCAAGGAAGGUGAAGUUAGAUUUCUCAUCUGUACGGAUGUGGCUGCAAGAGGUAUAGAUGUUCGAGGCAUUCCGUUCGUCGUGAACGUGACAUUCCCGGAUGAUAAACAAAACUACAUACACAGAAUUGGUCGUGUUGGACGUGCAGAUAGGAUGGGCUUGGCUAUUUCCCUUAUAUCUGAUGUGCAUGAGAAGGUCUGGUAUCAUAAAUGUCCUAGCCGUGGUAAGAACUGCAACAAUGCCAACCUCGUGGAACGGGGCGGUUGUGCAAUCUGGUACGAAGAGCUACAGUAUUUGUCCGACGUUGAAGAACAUCUUGAUGUAACAAUACCAAAAUGUGGUCCCGAUAUGGUGAUAGCUCAGAACGAGUUCGAUGGUAAAGUUGUUUAUGGCGCUAAACGAAAUAAAUCUGGUUGCGUCUUCGAAAAUCACGUGCUUGAAUUAGAACCCUCGGUCGCUGAAUUGGCCAAACUUGAAUAUCAAGCGCAGACGUCGUUUUUGAAGCUUAAGCGCAAAAAAUGGACGAACCUAAAUUGAUGAAAGUAUAUGAAUGUAGAGAAGCAUAGCUAUGAACGUUGGGCAUGUGCGUGUUCAAAUUUAUAAAUUGUUGUUAUUUUGCAUAUUAAGAGUUAUUUAUCGUUUAACAACAUGGCUGACUAUUUCUGGUCUGGUCUUUCUGAAGAAACUAUUAUAGCUAACCAAAUGCAUAUGAAGGCUUGGAUAAAGUAUUUCACUUUUCAAUAGAAAUGUUGAUAAUAGAAA
Molecule: messenger RNA, 2567 nt
Organism: Xenia sp. Carnegie-2017
Lineage: Eukaryota; Metazoa; Cnidaria; Anthozoa; Malacalcyonacea; Xeniidae
Product: ATP-dependent RNA helicase DDX1-like
Exons: 31
Coding region: 132-2342 (736 amino acids)
Molecular function (GO): ATP binding; RNA helicase activity; nucleic acid binding
Source: RefSeq, a predicted model, not a curated record